Molecule: messenger RNA, 375 nt
Organism: Rotaria socialis
Lineage: Eukaryota; Metazoa; Rotifera; Eurotatoria; Philodinida; Philodinidae
Source: the annotation of a GenBank genome assembly
AUGAAAGAUAUUAUUCAACUCAUCGAUUUACCGGAUGAAUUACUAUUAGCUAUUAUGAAAAAAGUCAAUCCUCAAGUUUUAUUGUUGUGUCUGUGUUCAAUGAUUGAUAUUGGUAAUUGUCGUUUAGAACAACUUGCAUUUGAUAAAUGUCAUUCAACUGAUUUAACUUUGAAUUAUUUUCGAGCGCCACAUAAAUUACAACGAGAUAUUCUUUCAUACAUGCCUCGUUUACGUCAAUUUAAUUAUCAUAUUCGUUCAAUAUUAAACGUUGCUUCUCAUAUUAAAAUUCGUCAAAGUUUUCUUAAACAGCAACAACCAUUUAAUUGUGUAUUCGAUCAUUUUAAGAAUAAAUAUGAACAGAUUUCCACUGUUUGA